GAUCGCCCCGGCAUUACUGAUGCAGCCCCGUUGCGUGCGCCUGCGUGGGUAAGUGAGGGAGGAGGCGGGCAGGGCGGGCAGGGCGCGGGCGCCUCGCACAGGAGGGCAGAUGAUGUGAAGGCGGCGCACGGGACGCGAUGCGGCCUGAGCGACAGGGCGACUAUGUCGCCGGCCAGAGCGUGGUCGCCGAUUACCUGCAGAGCAUCGUGCGAGAUGUGUUCGGGAGUACGCUCGAGCGCCGGGUGCUGCUCAACCUUAACGUGCGUUUAGAUUCUCGUUCGUUUGAACAAGGUGUCAACCGUGUCCCUCGCGGUGACGCUGGGCCAGGCGGGCGUGGACAUGGUGCUGGCCGACGACAUCGCGUCCGUCAAGGUGUCGAGAAGGCUCUUCAUCUCCACCACCUCGUGCCUCGUCGCGCAGGUGAUCCUCAGCCGCCAGGACAUCGCGAGGGUGGCUUUGCGGGAGCUGGCCGGCGUGGCCGCUGCCCUCGAGGGGGGUGCGACACUGGAGUAAGUACUGGUGGAGAGGAAGCGGCCAUAAAAACGUGAAGCUCGCUCCAGCUCUCUGUGCGGAGCGCGCGCGCUCAGACAGUGUCCGGCUGCAGUCGGGGACCGUGCCAAAACUAGUGCACUGGGCGCGCCUCCCCCGCCUUCCUUCGGCCGGCCUACACCCGCAAAGCUACGCGCCGCCACCUCUCGCCACGCCCCGCCACGCUAUACCCCGCCGAAGAUGCCAAUACCUUACCCUCGGCUCCGCCGAACGCCAGCCGAGCGCGCGAUGCACCUUCACACUACGCCACGCCACGCCCCGCAUGGCCACUGCUCUUCUCGGCGACCCCCCAAUACCCUGGACCCGAAGUCCACCCGAACGGCCGCUCGGCCGCUGCCGAAGGUAGGGUAUAGGGUAUAGGGGGCAAUAAAAUGUGCUUGAGGCCGGCUUCACUUGGAGACAAAAGAAUAGGCCUCCGCUGCCUCUC
Frankliniella occidentalis (western flower thrips) is the source of this 976-nucleotide messenger RNA. RefSeq lists its product as uncharacterized. The coding region runs from base 138 to 548 and encodes 136 amino acids. Lineage: Eukaryota; Metazoa; Arthropoda; Insecta; Thysanoptera; Thripidae. The transcript is spliced from 3 exons. The record is from RefSeq and is a predicted model, not a curated record.